AUGUUAAACCUUGAUAACAAUUACUUCAAUUAUUCUUCAAUCCCAAAUGAGAUUGGCCGCUUGAGGAAUUUUAGGCAUCUCAACCUUUCUCACUCUACAUUUCAUGGUAAACUCCCAAUACAAAUUUCAUACCUUUCCAAUUUGGUUUCACUUGAUAUUUCUGGCGAAUUCACACUUGACCAGAAAACAUUUGAGACACUGCUCCAAAACUUCACAAAUUUGGAGGUAGUUUCUCUCUCUUUUGUCAAUAUCUCAUCUCCACUACCUAUGAAUAUGUCGUCUUCUUUAAGGUAUGUGGAUCUUGUAUUUACUAAUUUGCGAGGUGACCUCACAGAGAGCUUUUUUCUUCUACCAAACUUGGAACAACUAAAAUUGAGUGGGAAUAAUCUUCUCAAAGGAGUUUUACCAAAUAUCCACUUGAGUAACACUCUGUUAGAGUUGGAUAUCGCAAACACAGGCAUCUUUGGUGAGCUGCCUGAUUCAAUUGGCACCUUGAUAUCCUUGAAUUACUUAAACCUCGCAGGAUGUGACUUCUCUGGUCGCAUUCCUGAUUCCAUUGGCAAUCUUACACAAAUUAGGGAGUUGAUUUUUUCGGCAAAUCAUUUCGCCGGCCAUAUUCCUCGAACAAUCUCUAAUUUGAAGCAGCUCACACAUCUAGAUUUUUCAUCUAACUCCCUUGGAGGUGAAAUUCCAGAUGUUUUCUCUAACCUUCAAGAGCUAAUUAAGUUGUCACUUACUAAAAACAGCUUCAUUGGUCCGUUUCCUUCUUCAAUUCUAAGCUUGAGACGUCUUCAAAGCUUAGACUUAAGUGAAAAUUCCCUAUCUGGUCCACUGCCUUGCAACAUGAGCAUGAUUCAAAAGCUAACUGACCUGCAUUUUGACGAGCUUAAACAAAACCCAACAUUAGAGGUUUUGGAUUUAAGUCAUAAUCAACUCAGUGGUCCUGUUCCUCGAUCGCUUGCAAAUCUCAUAAGCCUAGCCGAACUUGACCUUUCAACAAAUAACAUCAGUGACAAUGCGGGAAUAGAAGCCCUUGCGACUCUGCAAAGACUUGCAAAAAUUAAUCUUUCAUACAAUCCGCUAUCAUUGAGGACGAGCAUCAAUGGUAGCAAAGUCACUUUUCCUGACCUAAGAAUUUUGCUCUUAUCAUCUUGUGAACUGAAAGAUUUUCCACGCUUGAGAAAUUUGAAGACACUUCAGGUCUUGGAUCUUUCUAAUAGUAAGAUUCACGGUCCAAUCCCAAAGUGGUUUAGCAGCAUCAGAUGGGACUCAUUGCAGUACCUAAACCUUUCGUAUAAUUCACUUACAGGCCAGCUUGAACAACUUCAUUUCAACAGUCUAGUUUAUCUUGAUCUCAAAUUCAACUUCCUUCAGGGUGCACUACCUUCAUCCAUUUGUAACAUGAGCCGCAUUAGGUUUCUAGAUUUAUCAUGCAACAACUUCAGUGACUCGAUUCCAAGUUGCUUGGGUAGCAUGGCUAAGCUAACGGUGCUAGACUUCAGAAGGAAUAAUUUCAGCGGGAGUCUUCCAUCGUUAUGUACUCAAAGCAUUUCAUUGACGACCAUUGUCUUGAAUGAUAAUCAAUUCGAAGGACUGGUUCCUAUGUCUUUACUUAAUUGUCAUGGAUUAGAAGUCCUCGAUGUGGGGAAUAACGCUGUAAAUGACACCUUUCCAGCCUGGCUAGGAACUCUCGAAAAGCUACAGGUCCUUAUAUUAAAGUCAAACAAGUUCUGUGGACCUAUAAGUACUUGGCAUGCUAAGUUUUGCUUUCCCAAGUUGCGUGUUUUCGAUAUUUCUCAUAACGAAUUCAAUGGCUCAUUGCCUGCAAAACUAUUCGAAAAAUUCACAGCAAUGAUCAAAUUGGAUGACGCACACAAAGGCACAAUUGAGUAUAUGAAAGCACAUCUAUCCUUGUUUAACAUAAUGUAUGAGGAUUCGGUGAGCUUGGUGAUCAAAGGUCAGAAUAUUCAGCUAGAAAGAAUCACUACUAUUCUUACAGCCAUGGAUUUAUCAAGCAACCAUUUUGAAGGUGUGGUUCCGGAAGCUAUAAAAGAUCUUGGCUCACUUUGGCUACUCAAUUUAUCCCAUAACAAUCUCAGAGGAAAUAUUCCAAUGGAACUGGGCCAAUUGACUAUUCUUGAAGUGUUAGAUCUCUCUUGGAAUCGGCUUGCUGGAAAAAUUCCGCAAGAAUUGACGAGGCUAACAUUUCUGGCAGUCUUAAACCUCUCUCAGAAUCUUCUUGCUGGACUGAUUCCUCAAGGUUCACAAUUUGAUACAUUCUCAAGUGACUCAUACAGUGGCAACCUUGACUUAUGCGGUCCUCCUUUAUCAAAGCAAUGUGGAACGAGUGAUCCAUCGCAUGUUCCUCAACCAUCGGAGGAAGAAGAAGAAGACGAGUCAUAUUUUUUAAGUGGAUUUACCUGGGAAUCAGUAGUCAUAGGCUACAGUUGUGGACUCGUUGUUGGAACUGUAGUGUGGAGCCUCAUAUUUAAAGCUGUGAACUUUUCUGUUUCUGUUUUUCUCCUUUUUAAUGUCUGUUUAUUGUUUUUAUAUGUUAAAUAG
This is a messenger RNA of Lycium barbarum (goji berry), 2562 nucleotides long. Its product is annotated as receptor-like protein 7. The coding region runs from base 1 to 2562 and encodes 853 amino acids. The record is from RefSeq and is a predicted model, not a curated record. The transcript is spliced from 3 exons. Gene Ontology annotation, molecular function: protein binding. NCBI's taxonomy places the organism in Eukaryota, Viridiplantae, Streptophyta, Magnoliopsida, Solanales, Solanaceae.